Molecule: messenger RNA, 8006 nt
Organism: Spirometra erinaceieuropaei
Lineage: Eukaryota; Metazoa; Platyhelminthes; Cestoda; Diphyllobothriidea; Diphyllobothriidae
Source: the annotation of a GenBank genome assembly
AUGGGCAUAGCAGAUGUCACAUCGACAGACGUUGAGACGGUGGUUGUGGAUGAUGAUGAUGAUGAUGACGAUGAUGAUGAUGAUGAUGAUGAUGAUGAUGAUGAUGAUGAUGAUGAUGAUGAUGAUGAUGAUGAUGAUGGUGGUGGUGGUGGUGGUGGUGGUGGUGGUUGUGGUGGGGGUGAUCGUGGUGGUGGUCGUGGUUGCGGUUGUGGUGGUCGUGGUGGUGGAGGUGGUGUUGGUGGUGGUGGUGGUGGUGGUGGUGGUGGUGGUGGUGGUGGUGGUGGUGGUGGUGGUGGUGGUGGUGGUGGUGGUGGUGGUGGCUCGGGAGGGCGGUCAGCGUUUGUUGACGGCUUGGGAGGCGAGGGAGAGGUGGACGGAGAGACAACGGUUUUUGCAGUCCGGGUGCUGCAGUUAGUCCAGAGGUUUCCAAUAAGUUGGAGGCGGUUGAAAGUUGCCGUUGUGAGGCGGCGGCGGUAACUGAGAUUUGGGUGCCUCGCGUUUGGCUGUAGGGGUUUUCAGCGGUAGGUUUACGCGACGGACGCUGUAGAUCUCUCACUUGUUCACAGGUGUAGACUAUGAAUAGCGUCCAUUUGCUAUCACCCAACUCUCACAUGUGACUGCUCGAAGGUAGGCUCCGCCUUGCGGCCACAUCCCAGUUACCGCCUCGACCGGCGGGCUAAAUCAGACGGGGGUAUCCGUGUGUGUAUCUCCGCGCACGAUAAUUUCGGCGUGGCCGGAUGGAUCACCGCAUCGGCAUCGCCGAUAUGAGGCUCUGUCUGGUAUACCGUAGGAAACCACGAGGUAUGCAAGCCCUCAGGUAAGCGAAUGUUACUCUGCUGCCCUUGACUCGUUUUUUUGUUUGCCUGCUCUCUGACUGCUAUCGUGUCUGUCCUUGUUAGAACUAACUGCCCUUCUUUUAAGUCUCAUCGUCGGCAAUCCCAGACUAACUCAGGUCGUUCUUCCACAAAACAAAGACGUGGUCCAUAGUUGAUUUCGGCAGCCACCUGGGACAACAGAGCAUCCCUAUUUAGGGAGGAUACUGCCCAUCCCCACGAUAGGGAAGGAGCUAGAAAAGGCGCACUAAUCAAAUGCUUGGGAACAGCGCCGUCUGAAGGCUGACAGCGGACGCAGACGCAAAACUCACGAUUAAAAAUCCCAGCUGUUGAGAAAAGAAUUGUAUAAAAAUGGGAUUAUCCCUGAAUGAAAAAUCUGCCUCAGCAGAUGAACUGAAAUGCUCCACAAGUACCUGAUUCAGAAAGCGGUCGGCCCUUCUUCAGAACCGUAACGCAGCACCUGGUAGAGAUCUGUUGCCCACAUAAGAGGAAACCGCGCACUUCUCGGCAAGAGUGAGUGACGUCAGAAAUAAAGAAGAAUCUUAGAUUAAAAAGAAGACUUUGGAAAAAUUACGCCAGAUGCCAACAACCAGAGCAUUUUACUGACUUUGAAAAACAGAGGAAUAAAUGUCGGAAUCUUCUGAGGAGGGAACGGAAAGAAUUUGAGUUAAGAGUGAUUACCAAAUAUCUCUAAAAAUUCCAAAAAAUUCUUUGGAUACGUGAACAGGACGAAACGCAACGGGGCCAGCAUUUCCUGUCUAAAAGAUCGGCAGGAGAAUAUGCUUAUAUGUCUUAUAGACAGUACAGAGGGGACAUGACCAUGGCCUUCAGGAUCGUCCGAGGGCUAGACUGUGCUCUUCAGUUUGACGACUUCUUCGAACUGGCGCGGACGACAAAUCUCCGAGGGCACGCAUACAAAUUGAAGAUGAAACAUGCCAGACUCGAUUUGCGGGCCAAAUUCUUCUCUCACCGGCUGGUUGAGGGAUGGAACAAACUGCCGAACUCCGUUGUCUUAGCGGAAAACGUCGAGACCUUCAAAAGAAGACUAGAUAAACUUAUGCUUGAUGGUCAAACAUUUACAUGAUAUCAAUGGCUGGUAUAACUGCUAUGUAAAUAUCUGCAUGUUUUUUUCUACGUCUAUCUGUAAAUAGGGUUUUCCAAGGCUCUGCCUCUAUCCCUCAUAUAUACUGAAUUAUACUGAAUUAUACUGUCUGAUAAUUCAGACAAGCCGAACCCGUUAUCCGAUUUCUUCACAUCUGUGUACACCGAGGAGCGAGCUUUUAAUGAAAAAAGUUUAUCCUUCAAUUGUCAACUCAAGCAAUACAAUUAGCACGGUGGCCCUCAAAACAGACACGGUAAGGAAAACUUUGGGUCAAAUAGAGCCCAUUAAGUCGCCUCGUCCGGACGGCGUGCUCGCAAAAGUCCUGAAUGAACUCUCAGACCUGCUGGCCUCUCCGUUAUCCAAGAUCUGCAGAACGUCGAUGGAGGCCGGGGCUCUGCCUACCGACUGGAAGAAAGCAAAUAUAGGCACCAUAUAUAAAGGUGGCGAGAGAACAGCCCAAAUAGUUUCACACCAGAUGGUCUCACCAGCAUCUGUUGCAAAGUGAUGGAAAAUGAAAUAAACACGGAGCUGAUGCAACAUCUUGAAGAAAGUAACUUGCUCAGUUUACACCAGCAUGGAUUCCGAAGUCGUCGAUGCUGUCUUACUAAACUGCUUGUAUCCAUGUAGAGCUGAACGGAAUCACUCGAAAUUGGUUUAUCAGUCGGCGCUGUCUACAUUGACUUCAGAAAGGCUUUUGAUAGUCUUCCACACAGACGACUUAUAUUUAGACUACUUCAAAUGGGCGCGAACGGAAGUCGGCCUAAAUGGCUAGCCGACUUUCUAACGGGCAGAUCUGAGCAUGCGUGUAUCGGAAACGCUAUUUGGAAUAGGCAUCCUUUCACAAUGGCGUUUUGCAGGGGAGCGUUCUGGGUCCAAUUAAGUUUUUACUAUAUGUGAAAGACUGCCUGUACUGUCUGAACCGAAAGCGUGCAAUGUUUGCCGAUGAUCUCGAAUUGUAGAAAUCAAUAGAUAAACCGGAAGAUUCGCUACAGUUACAAAACAAUCUGGAUCGCUUACAACAAUGGUGUGAUGAGUGACGUCUUAACCUCAACCUUAACAAAUACCAACUUAUCCGACUACGAUCUGGCGACAAGAGGCCGUUGAGAUUUGGACCUCACAACUUUUUUGAAGGUCACCAACUCGAAUCAGUCAACGAGUUAUGAGACCUCGGUGUGUGGAUUAUGUCAACUCUCAAACCAUUGUCUCACUGCGCCACGGUAUCAGAGAAAGCUGUGGGUAUCCUACGCGCGAUUAGGAGAUCCUUCCUCAAUUUUGACGAAGAACUUUUCGGCUGAGUAUUUGGAACAUUUGCUCGACAAAUGUUGGAAUAUUGUGUUCAAGCAUGGUGUCCCUAGACGAAACAAGAUUACACGUUGUUGGAGAACGUUAAAAGAAGAGCAAUCAAGCUGUUUAGGGAUUAUUUUGCUUACCUUAUGAGAGACACCCACAAUAGCUGAAAAUAUUUCACCUCCAUCAUAGACUACAGAGGGAUAUGCUCGUGGCAUUUAGGAUUGGCCGAGGGCUAAACUGUGCUCCUCAGUUUGACGACUUCUUAGAACUGGCGCGGACGACCAAUCUUCGAGUCCACCAAUACAAAUUAAGGCUAAAAUAUGCCGAACUCGAAUUGCGAGCUAAAUUCCUCUCCCAUAGGCUGGUUAAAGGAUGGGAUGAUUUGCCGAACUUAGUAGUCUUGACGGAAAACGUUGAGAUUUUCAAAAAAGACUUGAUAAAUUCGUGCUUGAUGACCAAAUAUUUGUUUCAUAAAAAUGACUGUUAUAAAUUUUAUGUAAAAAUGUGCAGGAUUUUCGUCCAUUUAUCUGUAAAAAGGGUUUUCUAGGACACUGCAUUCAUCCAUCAUGUAUACUAAAUACUGAAAUCAAUCAAAAUAGAAACAACACACUCUAUCUUCCCCUCUCCUACUCCCCGCCGCCCCGCUGGAUCGUGCUCCAAAUAAAAAAGUUUUUGCCCAUAGUGGAGUCCGACAGCCGUCCAGCAUGACUGUACAGCCCUUUUUAGGGAGAGUACUGCUCAAUCCCGCAACCGAGGUGGGGUUUAAAAAGGUGCCCUAAACAAAUGCCAGGAUUCAUGUGGUCUGCACGCUGACCUUGGCCACAGACGCAAAAUACACGGUCGAAACAACCAAACAAGAAACAACACACUCACUUUCUCCCCGUCCCCUCCUCCCCGCCGCCCCACCCGACAGACUAGUAGGCGAGUUCGCUCACUCUGGCAACCUGGAAUGUUCGUUCCCCUUUACACAAUCCGAGGAGCAACCGACCGGAACGGAGGAUGGCGCCGGUGGCUCGGGAACUGGCGUGCUACAAGGUGAAAAUCUCUGCACUCAGCAAGACCCGGUUCUCCGAAAAAGGCCAACUAGAGGAGGCUGAUGCCGGCUACACCAUUUUCUGGAGCGGCCGCCCCAGGGCAGAGCGAGGGAACGCGGGCGUCGCCAUCCGGAAUGACAUCGUAUAACGCCUAUCCUGUCUGCCGCAGGCCAUCAACGAUCGCCUAACAAGCCUCCGUCUGCCUCUACGAGGAGGCAAAUUCACCACCACCGUCAGCGUCUACGCUCCGCCGAUGACCAGUCCAGAGUAGAAGACGAACAAAUUCUGCGUAGACCUGUAUGCUCUCCUGGCAUCUCUGCCGAAGGCGGAUAAUUUGACUGUCGUUGGUGACUUCAACGCCCGCGUUGGCACAGAUCAUGCUGCCUGGAGAGGAGCGCUGUGUCCCCAUGGUCUCAACUGCUCUAACGACAAUGGCCUACUCCUCCUACGAACCUGCGCGGAACGCUGCCUCAUCCUGACCACCACCUUCUGCCUUCCGACGAAAGAGAAGGCCACGUGGAUGCACCCUCGGUCGCGGCACUAGCACCUGCCAAACUAUGUCCUCGUCCGGAGGUGAGACCAGCGGGACGUGCUGGUGACCAAGGCGAUCCCGCGUGCGGACGGCUGGGCCGACGAUUUCCUCGUCAUGCACAAGAUGCGGAUUCGCCUACAGCCCCGCAGGAUACCCCAAGGUAAGCAACCCUCAGGUAGGGAGAAUAUAACUUUGAUGUAUUUGCCUGCUCACCAUCUCCAUUUCUGCAACGAGCUAGCACAACGGGUAGCCAAAAUUCCAGUCGCUGCUGUUGCUGAUGGAACGCCUCUGUCAAGAACCGAUGGUGUCAACUGCGGAACUGGUUCGAUGACAACGGCACCGCCAUCAGCAACCUGCUCGCCGAGAAGAACCGACAGCACAGAGCCUACAUCAAUCGUCCACCGACGACAGCAAAGUAGCCUUCUACCGUAGUGGCCGCCUUGUGCAACAGGGACUGCAGGAGAUGUAGGAGGUCUGGACGGUUCGCAAGGCCGAGGAGAUCCAAGGAUACGUGGACUACAAAAAAUGGAAGAACUUCAUUGCCGCGAUCAAAAAUAUCUACGAUCCGCUAACCAAAGGAACUGCUCCUUGUCUCAGCGCGGACGAACGUACCCUACUCACCGAGAGGUCGCAAAUCCUACAGCGAGUGACCGGGCACUUUAGUGGCGUCCUCAACUGUCCCUGCACCGUCUCCAACGUCGCCAACUCCCGUCUCUCUAAAAUGGAAACCUUAGCCGACCUAGGGCUCCCGCUCUUGCUCCGCGAAGCAUUCGGGCCUUGCAGAAGCUCUCUAGCAGGAAAGCGCCUGGACCGGACGCGAUACCUAAUGAGUUGUACAAGCAAGGUGCCCCCCAAAUCAUGGAUCAGCUGAGGGCAUUCUUCCAGGAGAUGUGGCGUCAAGGAGAAUUUCCGCAGGAUUUCAGGGACGCUACAAUCGUGUGUCUGUACAAGCGGAAACGAAACCGCCAAAUUCGCGACAACCAAAGAGGCAGCUAGCUGCUGAACAUCGCCGGUAAAAUAAUGGCUCGCCUCCUUCCCAGUCGUCUGAACAACCACCUAGAACGGAGUCUCUUGCCGGAAAGCCUGGCAGGCUUCAUCAUGGAACCACGGAGAUAGUCUUUGCCGUUCGACAACUUCUUCGCCGCCUGCGAGAAAUACAACCUUAUUAUGAACACAGAGAAGACGUUGAUCAUGCGCCAAACACCACCCACCACUGUCCACAACUCGCCGCAAAUCACCGUGAACGGAGCCCAACUGCAAGUGGUGGACUGCUUCACGCAUCAGGGCAGCACCAAGAUCGACGACGAAGUGACUCACCGGAUUUCCAAGGCCGAUCACACACAUACUAUCACUCUCCAUACUAUUCAGACUUAAUCCUUUAUUUCGGCGUAAAAUUUGUUCUAAUGGUAACCUCAAGGUGCUAGAAAAGGAAAAACGAAGACUAAACAUUCAUUCGGAUUAAGUUCGGUUUAGUUUAUUCUAGAAAAAUUUAUGUGUUCACCUCUUAAUUUCCUGUACAUAAUGGUUCGGCGGGUGAACGCCGACGAUCCUGACAUUGGGACGCCGGUCUCAGUACGACGGAAGCCCAUGUGAUCGUCGAAGCCGAUGUCUGAUGUGAAGAUGCGUUUACAACGAUUACAGGGUGGGAUUGAGCCCAUAAUGUUGGUGGUAGGGCUGGUGGUGGCGAAUGUUGGGGUUGACAGAGCUUCGGAAGUGUUCUGACUGGCUAUUCUGUAUAAAGUUGCGAAGAAGUUUCUUCUUUCAUUCACGUUCGCCAGCACAAUAUAUCACUUUUGGAAAAUAUGAUCAAAGAUGACUAUGGCGGUCCGGGCGGUCGGACACAUGCACAUAUUUGCAUGCGAAAAUUAGCCAACCAAUCAUAAGUUUGAUUGUAGGCUGAUCCAGAACACUGGAUUUGAAUUGUGGUGCGCGGUAACGGUUUUGCUUUGCGUGUUGUAGCCGCUCCUUUGGUUGACCCAGAAGGCACCGUAGUUAGUGUUGUAGCUGGACUUGACGUUGCUCGUAAAAAGGAUCCGUCGUCUGACACGGAUUUAGGAUCCUCCGUGACAACACUCAUGGUUCCAACAACGGAGUCCACACAGACAGAGUAUGUAACAGAAGUCGCUGAUUACUGAGUAAAUAUGAUCCGCGGUGGGAAAACAGGAGAAGAGAGAGCGAGAAAGACAGGGAAGAAUAUAAAAUAGAAUAAAAGGGGGGAAACGUUAAUAUGGUUCGAGAGGUGGGCUCGGAGUAGUUCAAUGUUGUCCUUCGGGUAGCAAAAUAUCGACGGAUGCGUUCGCCUCGACGUCCUUGCCUGCAAAUCAGAAAUGAGUGAUUCAACCACGCUGCUCUCUUUCUUUUUCCCGCCUUAUUAUCUUUCACUCCCAUAAAGUCAAUUAACCCGCUAUUACAUGCGUGAUUGAUGUGUGCGAUAGUGGACGGGAUUGACACCCCUUCCUGAUUAAGCCAGUUGCAUAGAGACAAUGCCAUUUUAUAUGCACUCCGAGAAGAACCAGUCAAAAAAGACGGUGUCUGUCGGUGUUUAAUGGAUUCCCUCAUUUUACGUCGACGAAAAAGAACUUAUUUGAAGUGGUCUCCGCCCAAGUCGCCUUCAGUCUGAUUCAAUCGUUUCGGCAAUUGCGUUGUGCGCACAGCGCAUUAGUUCCUGAUGAAUGGUGCUGUCAAUAGUCACUUUCCAUGCAUGAUUCAGCAGGCGGCCACAACUGGGAGCGUCUGAACGAUAUUUCUGUUUUUCGAAGUAUUCCUUUUCCUCAAGUGCUUCUACAGGUGCAGGGUUGACGCCGAUAAGUUUAGUGUCUCCAACUCUUGUGUUAUCCGUCUUCGUCUUUUCUUAGAUUUCUUUCUAUAAAUAAAACGAUGUGAAAUUUUCUUACGUAGACUUCUGCACAAUAAACUAUGUGGUGAUUCUACGAGUACCGUCUCCGAAGAUAAAAUUCCACUUUAGGUACACUUUAUUCAGACCUUCCCCCGUCUGCACAUAAAACUCUUGUUCGUCAACAGUUGCGGGGUUUGAUUUCAGAGUCCAUCCAAGCUGCGGGCAUGGAUGAUGUUUUCGACAGUGCGAAGAGUCCCACAUCGGUUGAACUGGAACUAGCAGACCUUGAAUGGCAGAGAAACGUUAGAACAAUCGCCCUGAGCGGUGAGCGUGAAGGUAUAUAUGCGGGAUUUGAAAGUCAGUUGCAGAAUGUCUUUGA